Puccinia graminis f. sp. tritici CRL 75-36-700-3 is the source of this 882-nucleotide messenger RNA. RefSeq lists its product as uncharacterized. Lineage: Eukaryota; Fungi; Basidiomycota; Pucciniomycetes; Pucciniales; Pucciniaceae. The coding region runs from base 1 to 882 and encodes 293 amino acids. The record is from RefSeq and is a predicted model, not a curated record. The transcript has a single exon.
AUGGACGCGAAAAAAGAUCUCUUCAGAAAGCUACACUCGUAUCUGAUACCGCAACUAAGACGUCAAAUGAAGGAUAUUUUGCCACCAUUGGAUCCGAAUACGAUUCACCUAAUAGAAGAUCCAGGUGCACAACUCGAGAUCAUCUUGGGGAUCCAAUCCGAGCUUGAGCGGACUUUAAAUCAAAUUCAAUCCACAGUUGCUAUGCUCUGUCCACGACAACUACCAUAUACAUGCCGAAACAAUGACCAACAUCGCAAAGAAAUCAAAUCUUUCCGAGUAGAAGGCUUGUACAAUCGGAUCAGGGAAGACUUGCUGCCAGAAAUCUUGCGGUUUUUUGACGGAUCUGUGGAUCUUAUUCAAAAAAUGAAACUCACUUCAAAUAAAUUCACCAGACACCCUGACGUAACUUCCAUAAGAAAAAUGAUUCUCGAUCAAGCAUUUUUAUUUUUUGAGGCUGUGGAUUUGACAAACGCAUGGUUAGAAGGAUCCGAGUUUGAUCUUGUACGAUACGAUUGGCCGAAGGAGAUACGCGGCAUUAAUGAGAGUCUGGAAAGGCUCUUGAGCCUGAUCAACGGAACCGCACACUUGGAACAAAGAAAUAGAAUGUCUGCACCGCUCAGCGAUCCGGCCGUCCAGCUAUCCAAAUCGCUAUUACCAAUAUUCAAACUGUCCAGACUAUUCCUCAACAAAUUAUUGAAUCAAAGAUUGAACAGAAAACGCCUACCAUUGUUCACAGAAAUGUGUUCCGAUCAGCUGCAGAUUCUGGGCGACCUGGCUUCAAACGUCGGCUUGGAGUUUUACGAGGUUUUGGAGGUAUUGAAAGUGGUCGAUAGACCUGGCGACUUUUUUGCUCGUCUUAACUGCACUCAAAUAGCCACAUAA